This is a messenger RNA of Ambispora leptoticha, 188 nucleotides long. NCBI's taxonomy places the organism in Eukaryota, Fungi, Glomeromycota, Glomeromycetes, Archaeosporales, Ambisporaceae. The record is from the annotation of a GenBank genome assembly.
AUGGCAAACCUAACUAUUGAUUUACCCAAAAAAAUAGAAAAACAGUUAAAUUAUUUAGAGGCUGCUACAAACAAGCCCAAAAAUCUUAUCAUUAAAGAAGCCUUAAAUAGAUACUUGGAAGAAUUAGAGGAUAUUCGGGACGCUUUGGAAGUUUCUAACCGCAAAGAAAAAACUUAUACUACCGAAGA